AGAGCUCUUCUAAUUCCCCUACCUCAUCGGUGAAGUUGAGAAUCUGAUCCGCCGUAGGUUUCUCAAAAAAAAAGUUCAGAAUCUGAUAAAACUUGCAGCCUUCCAUUGUUCGUAAUCCACAAGUCAGAAAGGAGCUCUUGAUAAGCAAGCACUUCCAGUUACCUCUCCCAAGAAGUGUUCUUUUCUUCAGAACCCAACACAAAACAAGCAUCCGAACCUUUACCCCAUGGAUCGCCGCCCAAUACCUCUGAUCCAUAUGCAUCUGAUACGAAACGAAAGCCACCACACGACUCCCAGUUUCUCCUCGUGUGCAUCCUGCUCCGAUCCAGCAGGAGGAGGAGGAGCAGGCUGCCGCGAUGGGCUGCUCCUCGUCGAAGCUGGACGAGGAGGCGGCCGUGAAGACCUGCCACGACCGGAAGAGCUUCGUGAAGAAGGCGAUCGCGCAGCGGGGCCUCCUGGCCUCCUCCCACGUCGCCUACGUCCAGUCGCUCCGCCGCGUCUCCAUGGCCCUCUUCUACUACUUCGCCGAGGACGAGCACCUCUACUUCCUGCAGGAGCAAUCGUCGUCGUGCCUGCACCGCCCGAGCUCGCCGGAGAAGAAGGUUCUUGUCGUCAACCGCCUGAGGCCGGCGGGGGCUCCGGUGCAUCCGGUGGUGGAGCAGUGGGACCCAGAAGCCGUCGAGAACGCCACGAUCGACAGAUUCUUCGGGCUCGAUCACCAGUUCUUCCGUCCCCCAUCCAUGGAUCCGAUGAUCGGCACACCGGUAUCGCCGCAGCCGCCGAGAUGGGACCUCUCUUGGGACCCUUUCUCUUCGACGACCGAUCAUCACCUGUAUGCGGAUUACGGCGUCGAAGGCAUAAAGGUCGGUCAGGAAGACGAGCAGAUACCGGAGCUGGAGGAGGAGAGCGAUGACGACGAUGACGACGGUCACCGAGAAGGCAAAGCAGAGGAGGAGGAAGAGGAAGAGGAGGAAGAGGAAGAGGAGGAAGAGGAAGACGAAGAGGAGAGUGAACAGGAGGAUGCAUCAGCACCGGAGGUUGCGCCGCCGAGGGAGGAAGAUGGAAAGGUGGAUCAUGUGAACAAUGAGUUAAGAGUGAUGGUAAGUGGUGAGGUCGAGCAGCAUGGCACCCCUGGCUUCACCGUCUUCGUCGACCGGCCUCCGACGAGCAUGGCGGAGGCCAUGAAGGACAUCCAGGGCCACUUCAUGAAGAUCGUUGACACUGCCAGUGAGGUGUCUCUGUUGCUGGAGGUUGUCCCCUACCAUAGGAGAGUUCAACCACCUGCCCCGAGGGAGGACGGCGAGGAGCAGGGCGCCCCCGAGGUUCCCCCGGAGCCAUUCGAGUUGUUCCAGAGCCACAAGGAGAGCCUUGACAGGCUCUACGAGUGGGAGAAGAGGCUGUACGAGGAAGUCAGGGCAGGGGAGCGAGUGCGUCUGGCGUACGAGAAGAAGUGCGCGCUGCUGAGGAGCCAGGACGCCAAUGGCGCCGAGCCGUACGCCAUCGAGAAGACGAGGGCCGCCAUCAGGGACCUCCGGACCAAGCUCGACAUCUCCCUCACCUCCGUCGACGCCGUGUCGAAGAGGAUCACCGCGGUGCGCGACGACGAGCUCCUGCCGCAGCUCAUGCAGCUCGUCCGAGGGUUGGCAAGGAUGUGGAGGGUCAUCGCCGACGCGCACCGGGUGAUGAGGCGGACGGCCGACGAGGCGACCGCGCUGCUCACGUCGUCGUCAGCCGCCGCCGCCGCCGCCCGGCCGGCUCUGGCAGGCGAAGGAGGCAUCAGGGGCCCGCCGCCGCCUCCGAGCUCGACGCGGGCGGCCGCCGGCGCGGGCGCGCUCGGCGCGGAGCUCCGCGGCUGGCGCGCGGCGCUGGAGGCCUGGGCCGAGUCGCAGCGUGCGUACGCGGCGGCGCUCUGGGGCUGGGCGCGGAGCUGCGUCAAGGACGGCGAGGACAUGCCGCGCCUGAUCGUGGGGUGGGCGCGCGCGGUGGAGUCCGUGGACGUGGACGCGGCGGCCAGGGCCGUGGACGCCGUCGCGGCGGAGGCGGCCGCCAUCGCGACGGCCGCGAAACGGCAGCGCGGCGGCGGCGAGGAGUGGUUCAACGAGGAGGAGGCGAAGAAGAUGGUCUGCCAAGGGAUCACCGCCGCGCUGGCCGCCAUCGCGGAGGCCGGCGGCUUGGCCGUCGUCGCGUACGACGAGCUGGUGCUGGAGAUGGAGAUGGAAGGGAGGGAGCGGGAGAGGGAGAUGGCGGGAAGGGACGAGGAAUCGAUCCAAAACUAAAAUCCUGCGGUUGUGAACCUGCAAGACGUGCAAAGGAUCUGUAAAUGUAUAUGUACAGAACUCACAAAUCACAAUUACAAAAGCAAUUAGGAGUAUGAGAGCUUACCUGAA
Molecule: messenger RNA, 2387 nt
Organism: Setaria italica (foxtail millet)
Lineage: Eukaryota; Viridiplantae; Streptophyta; Magnoliopsida; Poales; Poaceae
Product: nitrate regulatory gene2 protein
Exons: 4
Coding region: 357-2276 (639 amino acids)
Source: RefSeq, a predicted model, not a curated record